Messenger RNA from Erpetoichthys calabaricus (reedfish), 855 nucleotides. RefSeq names its product rho guanine nucleotide exchange factor 38-like. Lineage: Eukaryota; Metazoa; Chordata; Cladistia; Polypteriformes; Polypteridae. Gene Ontology annotation, molecular function: guanyl-nucleotide exchange factor activity. The transcript is spliced from 4 exons. The record is from RefSeq and is a predicted model, not a curated record. The coding region runs from base 244 to 855 and encodes 203 amino acids.
UCAGCACUCAGUCACUCGAUUGUUUGUGUUUUUUUUUUUUUUCUUUCUUUCCUUCAGCUGAUGCUGCAGGUCUCUCAGGUGACAGGUAAAUGAUUCUCUUAGGGGUGGAGCCGCUCUUGCAAAGCUCUUGGCUAACCGGAGAACAAGUACACCUGUUGUGCCUCCCAAGCAGCUUGACAUCUGACUAUGCCUUUGGAUUUCCACACAGCUUGAGGACAAUUACUACACAACCUAGGCUCCACCAUGGAGAAUAAAAUGAAGCAGAUUUUCAGACCCAAGAUGUACAUUGGAGAAGGAAGGAGAAGCACAGACACGGUGGUGGCAGAAAAUGUUACUGAUACAUCUGGCACAAUCAGGAGGAGCCAGUCUGAUAGGACAGAAUAUGGCAAAAAACUGAAAGAUAAAAUGGCCUCCCAAGACACACCAACUUCAUCCUGUUCAGCCCUUGAUCCACAGGAGAUAAGAAGUAAAAUGAUGGCUAAAAGAUUAAAAGUUAUUCAGGAGCUGCUUCAGACUGAGAAGGACUACCUCACUGACCUGGAGCUGUGCAUCAAGGAAGUUGUUGAACCACUUAAAGACAUACAGGCUGUGGAAGUGGACCGACUCUUCAUAAAUAUUGAGUCUAUCAAGCAGGUUUCAGCUUCACUACUGGCCAACUUGGAAGAGGCUACAGCCGGAGUAGACCCAGAAAUACAAAUUAUAGGCAAAACCUUCUCACAUGUCAAAGCAGAGAUGGAAGAAGCAUAUAAAAUCUAUUGCUAUCACCAGGAUGAUGCAAAUAGUUUACUAAGCACCUAUGAAAAAGAUGAAGAAGUUAACCAGCAGUUCAUCAACUGUAUCAUGACCCUUAAGUAA